AGAGUGUUGCUCCAAAACGUACAUUUGGCUGCGUGUUGUGCGUGAGCGUGUGGAAACGGUGCGGUGAUGGCGCGCAGUACGAUGUGAGCGGCUGGAUGAGGAGCAGACGUCGCACUGAGGCUACAGUGCUGAUGUCCUGUCACAGUAAUGGGGGCCGACGGCAGUAAAAGCAGGAAGAGGCCCUGUGAAGGGCAGGAGGAUGAGCACUUCUCAUCUGGAUGGCGUGGCUUCCUUUCCAGCAUGGGCCUGUCUAUCCCAGCAGGCCUCUGUCGCCUGGCCCCACCUGCACUGCGUCUGGGCCAGCGUCGAAUGCUCCAAGGCAAGGCCCCUGAGAUCCCAGAGCACGUCCUGAGGUUGGCCGGAGUCGGCCCCAGCAAGCUAAGAGCGGAGUGGAGCCUGCCAGGGUUUGUUGUUAUGUUCCUGCCUGAAUUCCCCCACAGAACUGUGCCUGGGCAUGAACACUUUCAGGUGCUGGGUUACAUCGCCAAAGGUUCAUUUGGACCCAUUCUGAAAGUGAAGGACAAGGUGAAACAGAAAACCUAUGCUGUCAAAGUUAUACCCAAAUCAGAGAUUCUUAGACUCGGAGUAUUGGAGCAGUCAAAAGAAGAAGUCAUAGUCCAGCGUCAGGUCCAUCACCCAUUUGUCCAUGACCUCCAGGACUGCUGGCAGACACAGCGCCACCUCUACAUUAUGUGCGACUACUGCAGCACCGGAGACCUGUACACCUACUGGCAGAUGAUUGGUCAGUUCACAGAGGGGACAGUACGAGUUUUUGCAGCCGAGUUGGGAUCUGCGCUCGGAUUUCUGCAUGAUUUUGGCGUCAUUCACAGAGAUGUGAAGAUGGAAAACAUCCUGCUAACAGACAACGGACACCUCCGUUUAGCUGACUUUGGUUUGUCCCGUCGCCUGGAGAGAGGAGGACGAGCCUUUACUAUUUGUGGAACCAUCCAAUACAUGGCCCCAGAGGUGCUGAGUGGUGGACCCUACAACCAUGCAGCUGAUUGGUGGUCGCUGGGAAUUCUGCUUUUCUCAUUGGUUACUGGGAAGUUCCCUGUGCCUCCAGAACCAGACCAUUGCAGUAUGCUGAGGAGAGUGAGGAGCUUUCCUUAUGAAAUGCCCCUCAGUUUCAGUUCCCCAUUUGCCUUGCUAAUAACUGAGCUUUUGUGCAAGACUCCCUGCCGCCGCCUGAGGACUCUCGAUCGUUUCCAACGGCAAACCUUCUUCCAUGGAACAACUUUUGACCUCGACCUGCUUCAGCGCCAGCCUGUUGAGGUGAUUCUGGAGCUGAGAGAGAGACCAGACCGAGCUGCCAAAGCUCGACGAGGCCUCACUUUGUCUCUGCAGCCUCUCAAAGGCUUCGACUACGACUUGCUCCUCAGCCCUCCCGCCACGCCGGACACACAGCUGGAUCCCGGCACACACACCCACAGCGCUGUACCUCUGCCCGGCCCAGCGCUCGCACUGCAGCCUGCUCAGGAAAAAGGUCCACGCAGAGAAGUGUUUGUGUGACGGACUUUGAGUUUACCGUACGGUUACUAACACACUUAAGGUGAAAGCCUACAUGUAUGUACUUCUGCACAGUUAUUCACCCUUACACACAGGUGUGGUGCGCCUUGUAAAAUGUCUUAUUUAGCAAAAGCCAAAAUAGCUGAUUUUAUUACAGCUGAGAAGGGAAUCAUGCAUUUGAGUAAAAAAAACAAACAAACACCUUUUUCCUCACAUGUUUUAGUGAGUUUUAUGCUUUUUUGUGAUGUACUGGACAUCGUUGUUUCUUUUACUUGUUUGCCUUUCUUCAUUGAGCACCUUUUCAAGCCUAUUUGCUCAACAGUUGUGCAAGAAAGAUUGCACUAUUGUUCAUCCACUGUCAAUUUUCUCAUGGCUGCCCUGUUUAUACAUAGUGCAUAAAUCCUAUCACAUUCACCCCACUUGGAAAAGUCAUGCAAGUUGAUCACAAUACACGGUAUUUCUUUAUCUUUUUGUUUCAACUAGGUAUUUGUGUCUCAGUAGGAAUCUAACCAAACCCUUCAGCAAAGUGAGUCAAUUUCUGAACUUCUGCCUUUUCUCAUGUUGCAUGAUUAUGAACCCAUUCUGGCAGAAGUGGACGAAAGAAGAACUUUGCCUCAUUUAAUGUUGUUUUUACUUUAACACUUACUGUGUACCUUUAUUCAUGCUGUGAUACAACCUUUCCCAUGCUUGCUCAGCUGCUUAAAAUCCAUAGCAGCAGAAACGUCUCUCCUCCUGUACUUUAUUAAACUCAAGCAAGUAUCACAACAUCAGAUUCAGAUGUGUAUGCCAUCAGUGUCUCAUUUCAUUUUAUCAUUUAUAACCUGUGACUCAGGGGAGCGCUCGCUGGUUUUCCCAUGCAGCCUUGAUUUUGACUCCAAGAUGGCGCCUGGCUCGACAGAACUGAGCCGGGACUGAGAGUUAAAUGAACAACAAAAUUGUUUACCUCCAGUUUUGAUAGAUACAGGGCUUUUUUUCUAUUGUCCAAGGCUGCCCUAACCUUAUUAAGUAAUCUCGCCCCCAUGCACUGAUCACCAGAUUAUAUAAUGAUUUUUGUAAAGUAUGCCCUGAUGUGUACCCAGAAUGCCUCACAUGUGUGAUCCUGAGCUUGCUUUUUUUUUUGGUCACAAAAUGCUUAUGUAUAUAUUCCUCUUUAUAAGGUUUAUAUGACUAUUUUGGAUGCUAUUUGAUGUUAUAUGUCAUGUUAUGAUGUAUUUUUGUAAUUUCCAUGUAGCACAGAUGGAAUAUUAAAACUCUUACUGUACAAGA
Stegastes partitus (bicolor damselfish) is the source of this 2772-nucleotide messenger RNA. RefSeq names its product ribosomal protein S6 kinase related b (gene rskrb). Gene Ontology annotation, molecular function: ATP binding; protein serine/threonine kinase activity. The record is from RefSeq and is a predicted model, not a curated record. The transcript has 13 exons. Gene Ontology annotation, biological process: protein phosphorylation. The coding region runs from base 148 to 1509 and encodes 453 amino acids. NCBI's taxonomy places the organism in Eukaryota, Metazoa, Chordata, Actinopteri, Pomacentridae.